Messenger RNA from Betta splendens (Siamese fighting fish), 8892 nucleotides. It is a transcript of the gene tns1a, whose product is annotated as tensin 1a. The coding region runs from base 773 to 5869 and encodes 1698 amino acids. Gene Ontology annotation, biological process: fibroblast migration. Gene Ontology annotation, molecular function: protein binding. The transcript has 35 exons. NCBI's taxonomy places the organism in Eukaryota, Metazoa, Chordata, Actinopteri, Anabantiformes, Osphronemidae. The record is from RefSeq and is a predicted model, not a curated record.
AGAGAGAGAGGGAGAGAUCAGUGUGUGUGUGAGCUCAGUGUGUGAGCGCGACGCACCGGGGAUCCUGGAGGGGAGUCGUGUGAUGUGAGGGGGGCUCUUCCGCCGGUGGACGUAUGUGCCAGGACAGCGUUUUGUUGCAGGCGAGCGUGCGCGUGCACGGACGCGUGUGCGUGUGUAUGGGUGAGUGCGGGCAUGCCAGUGUGUGCAGCGCGCGCGUGUGUGCGCGCACCAGCGUCGUCGAUCAGCGACAGGCUCUUCGCAUUAUGCAGCCGACGGUUCCCAUCACACUUUGAGGACUGACUCAUCUACGCGGGGCUGUGGAGACGGCGGAGACGGAGGACGCUGAGGCGGACGGAAGAGGCAGGAACACAGCUUUAGGGUAUUGAUGCUCGGGCUCCCUCAAGACUGUCCAAAGGUCUAGCCCAUUUGUGGGAUGUCAGUAGCUGCACUCCGGCCCCCCUCACCACCCCCCUCCAUAAAUUGGAAUUGCAGACACACAGCCAGACUGAGCCCAAAUUGGCAUAAGAGCCCUGAAAGGAGAAUAAAUUCUAACUUGAAGGAAGGUUUCUAAUCCAACCCUGCUUCACGGGCUACAGCGGGAGGGUCUCCUACAGCAUCUCAACGGGGUCUUUGUUUUCACCCCCCCUCUUUUUUUCCCUGCCUGUCAUCCCUGUUUUUUUCCCGGGGAGGGUUGCGGGGAUUCUGUCCUGGAGCCCGGCAGGAGGAGGUGGGGGGAUAAGAGGCUGGCAGACAGUACUGGACAGACGCAGGCAUGGCUCGCCUCAACUGGUGCCUGGCUGCUGUCAUCAGCUGGGGCAAGUUCCUCUUCGCCUGCUUCUUUCCUCAGCGGGGUGCCAAGCGAGACAAGCCCGACGAGCUGGAGGGCGUCCACACGCACGCCUUCAAGCUGAAGCCAUUCAAGAAGGCCAAGAGCUGUGACAUAUGCAAGCAGGCCAUCACCAAGGAGGGGCUCAUCUGCAAAGCAUGCCGCUUGUCCUGCCAUAAAAAGUGUGAGGUGAAGGUUACGACAUCAUGUCAAACGACUACCAACUAUGAGCUGCCUCCCACUCCUCAGCUGCCAUUAAAGCAUGUAGAUACGCCGGGAUCCACGAGGUCCUGUAAGAGUGUGGAGAUAAGGCGAAAGCAGUCACGGAGUCAGAGUGUGGUUCAGGCCAUGGAGGACAGCUAUGAGGUGGACCUGGUCUACAUCACAGAGCGGAUCAUCUCCGUCUCGUUCCCGGCCGGCGCCGAGGAGCAAAGCUACGCCGCCAACCUCAAAGAGGUGGCGUCAAUGCUGCGGUCCAAACACAGCGAACACUAUCUGAUUCUCAACCUGAGCGAGCGGAGGAAUGACUUAUCAAAGUUGAACCCCAAGGUGGUAGAGUUUGGCUGGCAGGACCACCAUGCACCCCCCCUGGACAAGAUCUGCAGCAUGUGCAAGGCCAUUGACAUGUGGCUCAACGGAGAUCCGCACAAUGUCGUUGUACUGCACAACAAGGGGAACCGUGGUCGGACCGGAGUGGUGGUGGCUGCCUACAUGCACUACAGCAACAUAUCCGCAAGUGCUGACCAGGCGUUGGACCGGUUCGCCAUGAGGCGAUUCUACGAGGACAAAGCCCUUCCCGUGGGUCAGCCAUCGCAGAGAAGGUAUGUGCAAUACUUCAACGGCCUUCUCUCCGGACACAUCAAAAUCAACAACAAGCCGCUGUUCCUGCAUCACGUCAUAAUGCACGGCAUUCCCAACUUCGAGUCCAAAGGAGGCUGCCGUCCUUUCCUGAAGAUCUACCAGGCAAUGCAGCCGGUCUACACGUCAGGAAUAUACAAUGUACAAGGAGACAGCAACACCAGUAUCUGCAUCACCAUUGAACCAGGCCUGCUAUUAAAGGGGGACAUCUUGCUCAAGUGUUACCACAAGAGGUACAGAAGCCCAACUAGAGACAUGAUGUUCAGGGUGCAGUUCCACACGUGUGCCAUCCAUGACCUCGGGGUGGUUUUUGGGAAGAGCGAGUUGGAUGAGACCUUUAAAGAUGAAAGGUUCCCAGAAUACGGCAAGGUGGAGUUUGUUUUCUCAUACGGACCACAAAAAAUCAAAGGUCUGAGCCACCUAGAAAACGGGCCAAGCGUCUCUGUGGACUACAACACCCAGGACCCUCUGAUCCGCUGCGACUCGUACGAGGACUUCAACCACCGAUGCGACGACGUGGACAGUGAGCACGAUGUUGUUCAUACCCAAGGUCCACUAGAUGGAAGCCUAUAUGCCCGGGUUCGAAAGAAAGACUCCCUGGAGGGAGUUGUCACCAUCAACGGCCUCCCGGCACUUGAAAACCCCCUGACGAAUGUGGAGAAUUCUUUGCAGCACACCAGCCAUCCUCUCCAAACCGCUGACCAGACCCUACCUGUAACGGGCCACACCUCUCUGUCUGCCGUAGACCACACCCUGUCCGUGAGCAGUGACUCGGGCAACUCCACUGCGUCCAUCAAGACCGAUCGUACCGAUGAGCACAGUCAGUCCGUGCUGAGCGCUGCAAACCACAACAACCCAGCGGCAGCUCACCCGUCACUCAGCCCACAGGAGAAGAGGGAGCUCGAUCAACUCCUGAGUGGCCUUGAGGCCCCAAAUCACCAACGCCAAGCUUACCUGUCUACAUCCACCAGUCCAGGGGGAGGGAUUCGACACCUGGUUCCAGCACAGGUGCACGUCAAUGGGGGUCACACAAGGUUAGUUGGUGCCCCUUCAACAGACGAGAGGGAGACAGACAUUCUUGACGACGAACUGCCCAAUAGCCAAGAGGGUAACAGUGUGGACAGCUUGGGCACAAUCUCUUCCUUAGAAGGCCAGGCAACACCAGCCGACCUCUAUUACCAAUCACAGACGCCUGUCAGUGGGCAGAACAACAGUUCAUACCUUGAGAGUGGUGUUCUCGGAGAACUGACCGAGAUGCCAGUUCAUGGAGUACGAACCCCCACGAUGCAAGAGAGGUCUGUGGACUCUGCAUCGCCACAGGGGGGAUACAACAACUACCAGAAUGGAGGAGGAAUAUAUCGCUCGCAGUCCUUUGGGAACGCCCCAGCCAGCAGCCCUGAAACAAAUCCUAAACUGAUGCCCAGGGCCCCUGAGAGAAGCACCAGUAGCCGAGAGGCAGUUCAAAGAGGUCUCAGCGCUUGGCACCAAUAUAGCCUUCCAGAUGAUCCUUUUGGCCCUCCUCUUCAGUCCACUCAUAGCUUGCCGCACUUCCCCACCUCAGCCUCACAGCGGGACAUAGAGCAAUCCAUUGAAGCCCUCAACAUGCUCAUGCUCGACCUGGACCCAGUCAACUCCCACAUGUCCAAGUCCCACAGUGCUCCCCCAGGGGAGAAUAACCUCAGUUCAUCACAGGCGCCCUUUUCACAGACCCUGGCCAGGCCUUCAUAUCAAGCAGAUUCUGCCAUACAUGGCUAUAACAGUUCUGGGUCAGUCAACAAUGUCUUUCAUCAGCCCCUCCGAUCGGCUGGGAGAGUGUCAACAAUGCCCAACCAGAGCCCAGUCAUUGAGUCUCCAGUGCACUCUCCCCAGAGACCCAAUGCUAGCUACCACCACCAAAACACCACCCCCACUCACACUCCGGAGCCCUACCUUCACAUGCGCCAAGCCCCACACCACUACCCCACAGAUUCAUCUUCCGGUUUCAACCAACAGGCAACACUGAAGUCUGUGAACUCGUACCCACUCAGCGGAUUGUCCCACUCCCCAGACCUGCAGGGUUCACCUUACCCAGGCUACAGUGCUUCCUCUUCUCCUCUCCCCACUCUAACCCCCCAGCCAAAGGACACAUCUUCUUCCUCCUUGGCCAGAGAACAAGACAAUGAGGAGACGCUUAACUUGGAAGGCCUGGUCGCCCAGCGCAUUGCUGAGUACAACGCUCGCAUUCGGGGCAUCAGUGCAAGCAUGACAUCUCAACAAUCUGACCGCCAUCGCUCCUAUUCCUUCUCUGGAGUUCGUUCCAGAGGAAUGACCCCAGAAGUGACACAGGAGACGGGCCGACGUCGAACCACCAGUGAGGGACAGUACCAGAGCAGCCAUGAUAACACACCAACAGUGCAUUCACCUGACUUUGCCAACAAUCUGGCACUUAACCCAGGAGGAAGACCCAGAGAGGGUCCUAUGCAUAGCUACCGGGAAGCGUUUGAAGAUGACGAAGCAGACAGUACCAACAGUCCGACUUUCGGAGGCGGUGGUGAGCAUUCUCCCGCGACUCCAGGCUUCCCCGUGUCACCCCAGACUCCUUACAUCAACCUGUCUCGCUCCCCUGCAGGCUUGACAAAGACUCCUCUCUCAGCGCUGGGACUGAAGCCACAGCAUCAGCCUGGAUCAGACUCUAAUUCUAAUAAUGGAGAGGAAGAUAACAGCAGUUUUGUGGACUCCAGAGCACAACUAUCCAGUGCUCCUUUAUCCUCCAGUAGACCGGAUUACAACGCUGAUGGAAGGAGGACCGGUUCUUCAGAUGGUGCCUCUCCAGACGGCUCCCAGGUCAACGUGAUGGGCGUCCAUACUGUGCCCGGGAGCCCCAACACCCUCCACCGCACAGUGGCCACCAACACGCCGCCAACCCCCGCCCUGCAGAGACGCCUGGGCCAGGCCAGCCCCUCUCUGGCCAGACACCCGCCCCCGUCCGGCGUCCCCUCCAGCCCCCUGACUGGCCGAAACCUCAAAACGGCUAGCGCCGGCGUGCCCCCCAGCCCUAUGAUGGGACGCCGCGCAGCAGCGAGCGGCCGCAGCACACCCGACGAGCUGGGGGCCGCGUCCCGCCAGAGUAGCGCCCCGCCGCCUUCCACGCCCGCCUUCCCCGUCUCCCCACAGCUGCCUGAGAAGAGGCACAUGUCCAGCGGAGACGCGGAGAGGACGGACAACAAGAACCUGACGCCCAACCCGGCCAGCGGUGGGAGCACCCCCAACCUGUCCGGCACCCACACACUCCACGAUGUCUCCAAGUCCAUUUAUGCUGAUGGUUACCCAGACAUUAAGAUGAAUGUCAAGUUUGUGCAAGACACCUCCAAGUACUGGUACAAGCCAGAAAUCUCCAGAGAGCAAGCCAUUAAUCUGCUGAAGGACAGGGAGCCCGGGGCCUUCAUCAUAAGGGACAGCCAUUCUUUCCGCGGGGCCUAUGGUCUGGCCAUGAAGGUGGCCUGCCCCCCACCAACUGUCCAACAGAACAAGAAAGUUGGAGACAUAACUAAUGAGCUGGUGAGACACUUCCUGAUUGAGACGAGCGCUAAAGGCGUCCGUCUGAAGGGUUGUCCAAACGAACCCUACUUCGGUUGUCUAUCCGCUCUGGUGUAUCAACACUCGAUGACUCCACUGGCUCUGCCCUGUAAGCUGAUGAUCCCCACCAAAGACCCCAACGAAGAGGCACUUGAACUCGCCACGCCUACUGAUCCGGUUGUUGAGCUCCUGAAGCAGGGAGCAGUUCAGAAAGCCCCUGAGGAAGCCCAUGCAUGCAACGUCUUCUACAUCAGCUCUGUGGACAUGGAGUCCCUCACUGGGCCUCAGGCCAUCGCCAAGGCCAUCAGUCAAACGCUGUCGACCAAUCCGCUGCCGGCCGCCACCACCGUCCACUUCAAGGUGUCUGCACAGGGCAUCACACUCACCGACAGUCAGAGGAAAAUUUUCUUCAGGCGACAUUAUCCCAUUAACACGGUGACCUACUGUGACCUAGAUCCCCAGGACAGGAAAUGGGGCAAAGAAGGAGGCGGCUCAGUGAGGCUUUUUGGAUUUGUCGCGAGGAAACAAGGAAGCACAACAGACAAUGUCAGCCACUUGUUUGCAGAGUUGGACCCGGAUCAACCCGCCUCCGCCAUCGUCAACUUCAUCUCAAAGAUGAUGAAGCGGUGAAGCCCCCUCCUCUCACCAGACGUCCCAACGGCCGCGGCUGUUUCAAGGUCGCCUCUUCUUCGUCAAUGUCGUCUUCUCCCGGACUUGACGGCGUCCUUCUCUCUGUCGGUCCAAGUCUGUCUCCUUUCUCUCUUCGCGUCUCUUCGCCUCGCUGGUUUGCCUUGGUCUGUUUUUGUUUUUGGAAGAGUCUUUUUUUUUUUUUUUUUUUUUGAAGGAUUCGGUUUAGAGCCAAAGUGGCGCUAGAGGAUGUGUUUUGUGGAGCUGUGUACGUGACGAACUCGGAGGUCAGUCGAGGAAGGAAAAAUCACAGGGUGACCUGUUGUAGAAGAAAAUGCUCGCUAUAGACUGAAGAGUGCUACAGUAUGUUCAGUAGGGGAACAUGUGAGGACUGUUGUUUCAGGGUUUUCUGUUGUCUUUUUUUGUUGAUUGAUUUACCAAAGGCAGUUGCAAUACAAGUGCAAGAAUGAUGUAGCUCUUAAGCCAUUAUUAUUUCCUCUUUUCAAAAGAAGAAGUGUUGAACAAAAAAAAAAGAAACACAAUUAAAAUUUCUCCUUGAACUCAUCUUCAGGAAAAAAGUUGGCCUUGACGGCUUUUAGCAAAACAGAGUCUGAAGACCUUAUGCAUGUUAGCUUGAUCUUUAAGCUUGGUUCUUCUACCUUUCACAAAACGUUAUCGUAAACCCUUAGCGGGGCCAUUUCGAGGUCUGCCGCGUGUUGGAAAGGGCUCUGCAGUGGAACGACUGAUCUUAAACUGCGCGCGGCAGACCAGACUCAACAGAACUGCCACGCUAAGGUCCACCACCACCACCACCACUACGUCGUGUCAGUGCAGCCACACUCGCAUCACAUCCGCCUUCGGCCACUCACCCUCUCAAAGCUCGCUUCCCUCUUGGACCUCCUUCACCUGAAAUCAGCAGGGUCACGCUGAGGAUGACUGUUUGUCCACAAGAUGGCGCCAACUCAUUAGGGAUUGGUCUCCUCUAGUCACACAGACUUACCCAUCACCCGACUUGCUUACAGUAGUGAAUCUGAUAGAUGCUGCCACUGAAACACACUGGAAGUCACCAGGGACUGGCCCAAGGACCUGGACCUAUGCACUGCUCUUUAUGCAUGUUGUUUUCCUAAAACGCACCCCUCCCUCAUAAUUACAUUCAACAUCACUGAAAUCAUUCUAUGGUGUGUGCUAAAAUGACUUAAAACCUUUAGACAAGUACACUGAGGUUGUAUGACUUGUCAAAGACUGCAUGAAAUAGACAACAAAACCUUUUUAUACUCCUCAGAAGACGUAGACAACCCAUUGUUGAAGUAGUCACAUGAUGGUGAGAUGCUAUAUUUUUACUUCUUUUUUUUUUUUUUCAUUUUCGAUCCAUCUGAACCAGGGUUUACCUUUCACUGUAACAAGGGCAGUCCAGUCUGUUUGUUUGUUUUUUUUCACAUGUUGUCAACAUUUACAUUUAGAUAUAUUUUAGGGCAAAGAAAAAAAAGCAACAACAACAACAAAAAAAGGAAAAAAAACACAAAAAGGUUUCCACACUGUGCGCAAAAGCCUGCUUGUUGAACACGUGCUCAACCUUCCACAAUAAGCUAAGAAAAUUGAUAUUGAUAUAAAUGUACAUAGAUAUACUACUUUAAAAGGACAUAGCGAAAAAGUAUUUAUUUUUGUUGCUUUGGUCCCUCAUGAUUACUCAUAUAUACAUAUAUUGUACAGUCUAGAUAAAAAAGAUUACCUAAUGCAUUGAGAAAAAAAUAUAUACUUAUUUUGGCUAAUGAUUUCAAAGUCUGAGGAUUUUGAAAUGUGUUUGAAUAUAUGGUGUACAUUACUUUGUACAUGUAUAUGUUUGUUUUUGGCUCGUCAUUGAUCUUUUUUUUUUUUUUUUUUUUUAUUAGGGGCAUGAAUGAGAUAUAAAAGCAUGAAGCAUCUGAUCCGUCUUUUCCACAGCGGAAAAACCUUCGUAGAAGCAGAUGUAGCUGAUAGAUAAAGGUAAAGACAUGCGAAAUUUGCCAAAAAAAAAAAAAUUAAGACAAAGGGAAGCACGAAAAAGCUCAGAGGCUGACUCUAAAUGCUAUAUGAGAAGAGCUGUACGAACCCACCACGGUUACAAGUUAUCAUUUAGCCAAAGAUUCAAACACUUUGCGUCUACUCUGACUUGGCUGCAUGUUGCUUUUUUUAUGUUCAGCUGCUACUCGGUUUCCAUGCUGUUGUUUUUGUGUGUGUAACGUAACGACACACACCAGAGCUGGGUGUUACAGGUAAACCCCCCCUCCCCCGCAUCGCUCACAGUGAGACGACCGGCUUUGCAUUGGUUUCCGCUGGUGUCUCAACGCUCCCAGAAUGCAUUUGCCUCCAUCGCCUCACUGGAGAGGGAACGGGCCUGAUUUUCCCCAGUUGGAAGUGUGCAAACAAAGCGCUUAUAGUCACGAUGGCAUGAAUUCCAUAUGGGUGUCGGCGCUGGAGGUAAAAAAACGAGACGUGUCUCACCAUGAUGCUGCAGCUUGGUCAGACUGCCCCCCACUCCCCCCACACCCAUUUCUGACUCACUGACUUAUUUAUUCUUAUUUAUUCUUUUAUUGCUUCCCCAUGUUUAUGACAUUUCUGUUCCAUCGUCUGCGUUUUCACAUUAUCGCUUUUAGGUUGUUGGCUUUUUUUAUGGUCCAUGUUAACGUUUGAAGGAAUGUAUGGUGGCGCUUUAUUGAAAGCGAAGAGGUACAGUGCACUUACAUGGACUACUAACAAGCUUAAAUUCAUUUUUUGUCAUUUGGAGAAUGAAAAAUAAAAAAAGUUCUCUAAAUUAAAAUAUGCAUUGUACCUGUUGGCUUUGAGUCAAGAGUUACUCUGUUGUUUUAUUGAAAAAUAGGUGAUGUCUGUGACCCCUAUGUACUGAUGGGACUUGUACUGUAUGAAUGUGCUAAUACAUAUGUGCAGAAGGGUCUCAGAUAUUGUUUGCGCUUAUCAUUUACAUUAUAUUGUCAUGGCUUACCUGUUCCUAAAGAGAAAAAAAACAUUAAAGCAAUACAAAUCAGUUA